This is a messenger RNA of Talaromyces amestolkiae, 1320 nucleotides long. RefSeq lists its product as uncharacterized. The record is from RefSeq and is a predicted model, not a curated record. The transcript has a single exon. The coding region runs from base 1 to 1320 and encodes 439 amino acids. NCBI's taxonomy places the organism in Eukaryota, Fungi, Ascomycota, Eurotiomycetes, Eurotiales, Trichocomaceae.
AUGUCCACUUCUCGUAACACCAGCUUGCUCUCUUCAUCCGAGAAAAAGCGGCUGCGGGACAGGAAAGCGCAGCAGACUUUGCGCGAAAAACGUCAAAAUCGUAUGCUGGAACUGGAAGCGCGAGUAGCUUUUUGUGAAGAGAAUCAUGGGGCAGAAACUGCGCAACCCGAGAUUGAACCACUGAUUAAAGAGGAUGAGGUUCAUGAUGUGAAGAAGCUGCUUGAUACGGUGGAGAAAUUGCGACUGGAGAAUAAUCGCUUGCGCGAGCGGCAGGAGAGUCUGCGCCGGAUGGUUGGGUCGUGGAAUUCAGGCGAUGAACAGGAAGUUCUUGAGCCUAAGGAGAUGCAAAAACGACAUGACGAAAAACGUGGGAUCAGGGCUUCAUGUGGCUUAUAUGGAGGCCGCGCAGUGUCCGAGAUCGAUUAUCGGACUUCUUCCAGUCCCGCUGUUGAUAAUACUCAUUUCACUGCAUCUACUGUCGCCAGCCCAUCGGCAAUGUCAAUUAGUAGAGCAGGCUCSGCGCCUCUAUUCGGCGCMCCAGCCCCGACAGUACCGACAUCACUCUACCAGUUCGCAGGCUCAAUAUGCUCACCACAAAACCAUCCCCCAAGUCCACACCCAAUAAUCCAUCUCCCCUCUCCACCCGCUGUAUCAUCCUCAGUGCCCACCUGGUGUCGAGUCCCGCGCAACACCUACGAAACCAACAACACACGCGUGUUUCCUCUGAUAUCGUCACGCUGGUUCUUCCACCCAGAACGAAUCACUCCCUGCCCCUUACAACCAUCGCCUCUGGACUUACUGCACGGCACGCGUCGCAACUUCCUUGCAAACUAUAUCCACGACUCAAUCCGACUUCGCGCCAUACGAGACGCCGAAUGCCUCGCCUUGGGCAACUUGCUCUACGCCUACAGUAAAUGGCGCGUGUCACCCACACCCGCAACAUUCGCCCGCCUCGUGCCAUUUCAGCACCCCCUACCUAUCCAACUUGAGCAAGACCACUUCGGCGGCAUAGACAUGAUAGUAUGGCCCCAGAUGCGCGUCAACAUGAUUCGCCACUGGGGCGAAAUCGAUUUCUUAGAAGUAUUCGACUUUCUGGCGGCUUGUAUGAAGGUUCGCUGGCCGUGGAACAAGGAUAUGCUGGAACGCGAUGCAGAUGACAACCUGCAGUUGCGAGAGGAUUUCAGGCAGAUUUUUAGUAGUGAGGACGGAUGGGGAUUGACGGCGGAAUUUAUUGAUCGGUAUCCCAUGCUUUUGGAGGGCAUGGAUGUGGAAGCGUUGAGAUUUGAGAUUACCUUCCCGACGGAGAUGUAUUCUUAUUAA